AUGGCUACAGAAAUAGAUAAAUGGAUCGAGAUCUCGCGGGAUUGUAAAUAUCUCCCGGAAAAUGAUUUGAAGAAAUUGUGCGAUUUAGUAUGCGAUCUGUUAUUGGAAGAGUCAAAUGUGCAACCUGUUUCUACACCAGUAACAGUUUGUGGUGACAUUCAUGGACAGUUUUACGAUCUAGAAGAACUUUUUCGAACUGGAGGUCAGAUUCCAGAGACAAGCUAUAUAUUUAUGGGCGACUUUGUAGAUCGCGGAUACUACAGUCUGGAAACGUUUACACGACUUUUGGCCCUGAAGGCGAAAUGGCCGGACAAGAUUACCCUUCUACGCGGAAAUCAUGAAAGUAGACAAAUAACUCAAGUGUAUGGAUUCUAUGACGAAUGCCAGAAUAAGUAUGGAAACGUUAACGCUUGGCGUUAUUGCACUAGAGUAUUUGAUUUGCUAACAAUUGCAGCGAUAAUCGAUGAACAAAUUCUAUGUGUUCAUGGCGGAUUAUCCCCUGACAUUAAAACUCUAGAUCAAAUUAGAACUAUCGACAGGAAUAUGGAAAUACCACACAGCGGAGCAUUUUGUGAUAUCCUUUUAAAUAACUUUUUGUUAUGGUCAGAUCCUGAAGAAGUUGAUACCUGGGCUGUAAGUCCUCGAGGCGCUGGAUGGCUUUUCGGAGCCAAGGUUACUAAUGAGUUCAUCCAUCUCAAUAAUCUAACUCUCAUUUGCCGCGCUCAUCAACUGGUUCAUGAAGGCUACAAAUUUAUGUUUGACGACAAACUCGUUACAGUCUGGUCGGCUCCAAAUUAUUGCUACAGAUGCGGAAAUAUUGCUUCCAUAUUGACUUUUAGCGACGCUACGUCUUAUCAACCUAAAUUGUUUAGGGCGGUUCCAGAUGAAAGCCGAAUAAUCCCGGCCCGAAUAACCACUCCUUACUUUUUAUGAGUAGGACUUCUUGGCACUUUCUUUUGUCAAGUGAUGUAACAUUACCAAUAUAGAAGAUUUAGAUCAUUGCAGACAUUACUGAGAAUAAUCAACUAUUAUCGCUUACUAAAUUGAGUCAGCUAUUAUGAGAAACGUGUUAAUUCUUAAAUGUUAAGAACAAAGCUAAGUUCUAUAUCUUAGAUCUAAUAUUAGUAAUGAAUGCAGGGCUUAUAUCAGGUCCGGAUAAGUAAUUAAUCAUGUCAUUGUUUGCCAAACUUUGACAUAUUCACCCCUUUUUGCAUUUAUUUCUUAACGAUUAAGAAAAUAAAAAAGC
This is a messenger RNA of Trichoplax adhaerens, 1246 nucleotides long. RefSeq lists its product as hypothetical. Gene Ontology annotation, cellular component: cytoplasm. The record is from RefSeq and is a predicted model, not a curated record. The transcript has 10 exons. Gene Ontology annotation, biological process: G1/S transition of mitotic cell cycle; peptidyl-serine dephosphorylation. Lineage: Eukaryota; Metazoa; Placozoa; Uniplacotomia; Trichoplacea; Trichoplacidae. Bases 1 to 933 code for a protein of 310 amino acids. Gene Ontology annotation, molecular function: protein serine/threonine phosphatase activity.